This is a messenger RNA of Saccharomyces mikatae IFO 1815, 1923 nucleotides long. RefSeq names its product E3 ubiquitin-protein ligase HEL2 (gene HEL2). The record is from RefSeq and is a predicted model, not a curated record. Gene Ontology annotation, molecular function: ubiquitin protein ligase activity; ribosome binding. The transcript has a single exon. Bases 1 to 1923 code for a protein of 640 amino acids. Gene Ontology annotation, biological process: rescue of stalled cytosolic ribosome; protein ubiquitination. NCBI's taxonomy places the organism in Eukaryota, Fungi, Ascomycota, Saccharomycetes, Saccharomycetales, Saccharomycetaceae.
AUGAGUGAACCCACCAAGGAACAUGUUACUCCGAAACGUAGCUUUCGUCGUACGCAAGGGCCUCAAAAUAGUACAAAACCUAAUAGCGAUAGGAAGGAUUCCAGGAGGAAGCAAAAAAGUAAGAACGUAUCUACCGAAACGCAGCUCAAUAUUUCCAGCGCUGGUGGUUCUGAUGAGGAAAAUGAAUUAUGUGUAAUUUGUGCGCGUAAGUUGGUAUAUGUUUCUUUAACACCAUGCCAUCAUAAAACAUGUCAUAUCUGUGCUUUCAGACAGCGGGCUCUAUACGAAAAGAAAACAUGUUUAAUUUGUAGAACAGAGAAUGAAGAAGUCACGUUCACUGACCAUAUCGACGGAGAAAUUUCAGACAAACAAAGCUUUUCCGAAAAGAAUGAAAAGUAUGGAAUAAAUUUCACUAGCAAAGAGGUUGCCGUUGAAACGCUGAAUCUUUUAAAAUUCUUUUGUCCAUUGUCAAAGGAUGAACAAGUAAGCGAUUUAGGAAGUUUCAAGAAAUACAAUGAACAUUUGAAAUCUGAGCAUAAUAGAAUGAUAUGUUUAAUAUGCGCAAUUCAUAAACAUGCAUUUCCUAGUGAGCUUGAAGUGUUCACGCAAAAUCAAUUGCGUAAUCACCAAACCAGAGGUAACUCAGAAGGUUUCAAAGGUCACCCUAUGUGUGGCUUUUGUUCUGGAAAACGAUUUUAUUCAGAUGACGAACUAUACAUCCACAUGAGAAAUCAGCAUGAAAAGUGCCACAUCUGCGAUAAAAUCAAUGCCACUUCUCCUCAGUACUUCAAGGAUUACAAUCAACUUUUUGAUCAUUUUAGACAAUCACAUUACGUUUGCACUGUUCAGACUUGCCUAGAUAAUAAGUUCGUCGUAUUCAAAGAUGAGUUGGAGUUACAAGCCCAUAUUUUGCAAGAACAUGGUAGUAUAUUGAAGGGCAAACCAAAGUUUUUCCAGUCAGAACUUUCCACUUUUAUUUCAGCACCAUCUAGAGUAAUCAGAGAGAGAGAUGAUUACGACCUUUUAUCUAUGUCAUCCUUACCUGGUUCGCCAUCCGAUUCUAGAUCUGAUGUGAGGUCCACCAGUUCUCCUGAAGAGAGCAGAUUAAGGUUGGCGGAAAGAGCAAAAUACUAUUUAGAGAAUUGUAAAGAGGAUUUUGAUAAGUUUACCUCCUAUAAUGAGAAUUAUGCCAAAGGCCACUUAAGUGCCGAAAAAUUGUUAGAGUCCUAUAAGUUGCUGUUUACAAGACCAAAUGCAGAUAUUUAUUUAUUGAUGCAUAACUUGGCUGAAACGUUUCCCAAAAACUCCGCCAAAUACAAUAAUCUGAAUGCCAUAUAUGAACAAAGGGAGCAAACCCUUGCGCGACAGACUUCAUUACCAUCCUUAUCUAGUGAUUCUUCUCUGUCAAUGUCAAUAGCCAGGGGCCAUUGGGGUGGAACAAAUGAUGGAGGCAGCGGAGGCGCAGCAUUAGGUGUUAGAAAUAUCAAGAAUCUUCCUACUCUGAAAAGUCCUGCAGCAUCAUAUGAUCCCUUUGCAACCACUAUAAAAAAACAAACUCUGAAAAACGUAAAAAACAAUACAAGGACAGCAUCUCAACCAGUUAGUUACAGAAGUUCCACUAAUGCAGUAGCCUUUUCUCCAGCUUAUUUGGAAAGUAAAAAAAAUUCAUCUUCUGCUACUUCAUUAAAUAGUAGCAAGGAUAAAUUGAAGAGUCUAAACUUACCUAAAUUACCUCCACCAAAGCCAAAGGUACAAAUUCCAGGUUUGAAUAGACCCCAGAUUGCAGAUCCGAAACAAUGGGGUAAAAAGUCAAACAUAGAACAUGUUAAUGUACAGGAUGAUUUGAGAGACUUGAACAUAAAUACUGGAGGAAAAAGAAAGAAAAGCAAGCAAAAGCAGCUUCUCUUCCACAUUGGUGUAUAA